Molecule: messenger RNA, 1170 nt
Organism: Astrephomene gubernaculifera
Lineage: Eukaryota; Viridiplantae; Chlorophyta; Chlorophyceae; Chlamydomonadales; Astrephomenaceae
Source: the annotation of a GenBank genome assembly
GAACACUGCUCAUACGACCAAACAACGAAAGUAGGCCCCCUUGGCAAGCUGACUCAACGACAGACCUUCUUCACUGAUCAUCGUACCCUUUUGGUAAUUAUCGUCAACAGCAAAGUUCAACCGACAACCUGCUCGCACGGACUGCGUCACAAGCGCCACGUUACCAGCCAUCCUACAACACUGCCAAGUCCGUGACAACCUCUGGGCCGCUGUCUCCAGAGUCCCUGCCAAGUCCGCUUGCGAUGUACGCCCCCACGGCUAAAACCAAUACGGCGCGGCGCACGCCCCUUGGAUUAACGAGGCGGCUGCUCAGCUGCCUGGGUUGUGUGCUGGGUUGCCUGCUGACCUGGCUGUUCUGGCUGACCUGGCUGCUGCUGACGGUGCCGGGACUGGUGCUGCUGGCGCUCCUGGCGCUCGCCGUGUGUGGAGCGCCUGGGCGUGAGGAAAGGCCGUGGGACAACAGGUACCGUGGACUACUGCUUGAAUUUGCAGAGGACUUCAUGCGGAGCCUUUUGGAUUGUGCGGGGUGGCUGAAGGGAAAGCUUCAGGAGUGGUGAAGGGCGGGGGGGACUGGAAGUGCGAAGCCAUGAGUGGCGGGGAGUAAUGGAAGUGGGCUGCGGCUGUGUGUAGACAACUGGCCGCGAGGAGGAGGGGCUGGGGCUGUGUGCCGAGUAGCAUGACGCGUGAGGAGCAUGUGAACAAGGUGUCCGCCUUGGGGGCCACUUCGCUCGCAUAGGACUAAGCUGGGAGGUUCUGAAGGUUCGAUGGCCACAAGGCCGCUGUCGGGUUGACUCGUGGGGGCACUGGAAAGGUGAUGAGCUAGGCUGGGCCUAAUUGGAUGCCGGCAUUCCCAGCGGACAGGUUUUUGAUUGGUUUCGUGCGCGCUUUGUAUAUACAUGUAUAUGGGCCGGAGCAGUUAGGAACAGUAUGUCUCAAAUUGUGACUAUCACUUAUGAGCUGGAGGUUGUAGGUAGGCUACAGCUAGACAGCAUGAUAAAGCAGGAGGAGAAGCCAAUAGUUAACAGGUCACGGGACACUGCUGACCCUGUGUUAUCGACGAGCAAGCCUUCUAAUAUGGACACAGCCUUCCAGGACACAGCCCCCCAUGAGAGGAUCUGAAUACAGUGGGGUAAAAAUGACCCCUCCUUGUAAGUACUUCCUGCGUUCAAA